CAAAGAUCUGGCGGUCUCCUCGAGCUUCGUGCAGAUUUUGGAAGGUUUCGUUGGUGUUUUAUGAAGUCUUUGUGCUUUAAGCGUGAAUUAAUUUGUGUAUUGUUGCCCUUAAACUAUUCUUUAAGUUGUUUCCGCCCCGAGGCAUUGUCAUUUUCUUUAACAAACGUUUUGGAUCUUGGUCACUGUUUCACAACAUACAAUCAAUAAAAUUCUGGGUUUUUUUCACUUUUUCUUGCUGUUAAAUCUGACCAGUUAGUUGAACUUUAAAUUUUUGUCUGUUCAUAAUAACUCUUACACUGUAUAUUUGGCUUAACUAUUUGCGGACGCCUAAGCAAAGUGGUCUCGUGACCAAGGGAACGUUUACAUUGACUUUCCAUUUUAUAAGUCUGUAAUUUCUAUUCUUCAUAAGUUGUAUCGUCUAUCUUUGUUUUGGUAACUGUUCAACUCAUCUAUGCUGUCGAAAAUUGGAUGACUAUCCGCAUUUAAAUUAGUUUGGAUGUGAUUACAAUCUCGAUGCACAAACUCCAGAGCUAAGUUAUCUUCAAGAGAGAUGAAUGUAUGCCGACAUUGCCGUAUUGGCAUUGGUGGGGUGACUGACCAACAGUUCAAUGCUACUGAGUGUUCCCUAGCGUCCGAGGCGUCACCUGACUAUUGUCAAGAAAAAGAUUCAGGAAACUUUUGUAUCUGUGGUGCCUUUGAUUGUAAUACAAGAAAGGUCAUUAACCGUCAUAAUGUCGAAUCUGACAUUGCUGAGCUGAAAUCAGAUAUAGAUGAUGCCUUGCCUGCUGAUUUCAGUGACCAACAACAAGAAUCAUCCAAGCCGAAGUUGGGUACUUAUGUUAUCGAACGAACCAUUGGUAAAGGGAUAUUCUCUUCAGUCAAGCUCGCCAAGCAUACGAUAACUGGAAUUUUCGUUGCAAUAAAAAUCAUUGACAAGUCCUGUCUAAGUCCUGAAAAUCUUAAAAAAGUAUACAGAGAAUCCGAUAUUCUAAAGGAGCUUCAUCAUUCAAAUAUCGUGAAACUUUACCAGGUAGAUUCAUCAUUUAUAUUGAUUGGUUUUAGGUUAUGGAAACACAACGAUUACUCUGCAUGGUGAUGGAAUAUGUUUCGAACGGCGAGUUAUUUGACUACAUAGCCACAAAUGGGAGGUUUUCUGAGGUUGAUGCGCGGAUCAAAUUUCUGGAUGUACUUUCAGCUAUCGACUACACACACUCUUGUGGUAUUGUACAUCGUGAUUUGAAGGCUGAAAAUAUAUUACUAGAUUCAGAAAUGAACAUCAAAUUAGUGGAUUUUAGUUUCGGUACACAUUUCAACUCACCCAAUCACCUUUUAACUACCUGGUGUGGUAGUCCACCGUAUGCUGCACCUGAAAUAUUUUUAGGCGAACCAUACAUUGGAGUAAAAGCAGAUAUUUGGAGUCUAGGUGUCAUUCUUUAUGUCAUGGUAUGUGGCGCUCUUCCAUUCGAUGCUCAAUCUCUUCCUCAUUUGAAAAAUCAAGUCCUUUCUGCCAGUUUUCGUGUUCCUUAUUGGCUUUCUAUGGCAUGUGAACAAGUAAUACGUAGUAUGUUGUCGAAAGAACCGAGCGAUCGUCCGACAACAAAACGUAUUAGUCAAUUUCCAUGGUUUACUUCAUCAACAAUUCCACAUAAUCAUCAUCAUGAUAAACUAAUAGCAAAUGUUAUGUCUAAUUCACUGGCCACAAUGCAUUUAACCAAUCAACCCGGUCCUACACAAACAACAUUGUCACCUUGUGGUGUUAAUACAAAAGUUUUAACUAAAUCUACGGAAUGUGAUUUAGUUCAACCCACAUUCAUUUUGAAACACUGUUCUUGUGAUUGUUCUUCGAAAUUCUCAUGGAGUAAAGAUGAUCUGCAAAGUCCCGGACCUAAUUUAGCGGCUGAAAUGAAAGUUGGCAAACUAAAUGAAUUGGUUAUUAUGAUUAUGGAGUCUUACGGAAUGUGUCGCACUCAAAUUCUCAAAUCACUUCUACGUUGUGCUUACGAUCAUCUGACAGCUACUUACCUCUUAUUGGGUGAGAAAUUACGUUUACAUAAUCUGAAUAUUGAUUCAUCGACCACACCUAUUACAGAUUCUGGAAUAAUCAUACCUAACUGUGACCAUCCAACAACAUCAUCUCAUUCAAUUACAGGUCCUGAGCAUAAAAGUUUGCUAGGCAAACCUUAUUCAAAGGAUUUCAAUACCAGCCCCGAUUCUGUUAUGAUGCCGAAUUCUAUUCCAUCAGCCCAACAGUUAUCAUCGAUUUCUGUACCACAACCUAAUUGUUCAGCUAUACCUACAAAUAUACCUUCAGUUUUCCCACUGUCCUCUAUAAAUUCAAUGAAUAUGGAUCUUCCUUUAUCUAGUUGCUCUUCUUCUAUGGAACAGUUAGAUGAAUCUGCCAAUAAUGUUGACUACUUUGCCAAUACUUCAUUCGAUGUCAAUGAUAGUAGUUCACAAAUUGUUGAUAAAACAGAAAGUGAUAAUCUAACAGUCAACUCAUCAUAUGGUGUUACUUUACAACCCAUGUGUGUUAAUAACGCUACUUCAGAUCGUGUUAUGCUUCAAUCGGAUUUCCCUGUAGAGGAUGAAACAAGAAUUGUCAGCCCUACUGUCGGUGGUAGAUCACAAUAUCGUGUUUUAGCUAGACGAAAAUAUGGUACAUGCAGUCCACCAGCUUGUUUAGAAGAAAUAAAACAAGCUUUAAUUUCACAACAACAACAACAACAACAUCAUGAAAGAAGAAUUAUUACAGAUGAUGAAGAUUUAACAUAAUAAUAAUUCAUUAUUGAUGAAUCAUAAAUUAGCACUUAUAUUAGCAUUAUUGUAUAUGAAUGAUGUGUAUUUGUUUUUCCUCUUUUAUUUUUUUAAUAAAAAAAAUUAAUCGAUAACACUAAUUGUAACAGUAAUCAUAUUGAAGCAGAGAGAGAGAAAAGCCUAGAAUAUUGAUUAAUCAAUCAAUACAAAAUCAAAUCGGUACAAACUGUCUUCUUUUUUUUUUUACUUUUCCCUUAUUACCAACACUCUAUGUAUUGUUUCCUAAACUUAUAUUGUGCUUUUGUUCCUCUCUCUCUCUGUUCACAUGAUGCAAUGAAUACAAACACAGACACUCGCGGACACAUACACUUAAAAUAAUCUACAAAAGCACAUAAAUCAUCAUCCUCAUCAUUAUUAUUAGGUCGAUCCAAUUUUACUCACAUCGUCUUUCGCAAUAUAACAAUAAUCAUAAUCAUCAUUUCUCAACAUUGUUUAUCAUUAAAUUGCAAUGCUUUACUCGUUGUUGUUUUUUUUUCUUUUCAUUCUGUUGCUUCUUGUAUAUUGUGUAUUGCACAAAUUGUGUUUCUGUUUGGUUGAUGUCAUUAAAUUCUUCUCUUUUAUUUUCCUUGUUCGUACAAAUCAAAGAAUUCUAAUUAUAACUCCAUCCAUCUAUUUAUAUAUUUACAUAUUACACUUUCCUCGCAUUCUAGACACAUACUGUCUAGUGUAGUAAAAGGCGCGGUACUUACAGUUCUAUUUAUUUUACUGCAAUUUAGAUGAACCAUUCCUCUACACAUUCAUUGUAUGUUCUUGUCACAGUGAUUGUUUUGUUUUGUUUUGUUUUGUAUUGUAUUUUCUUUGAUUGUAUUUAUUCUCAUUUCUAAUGCUUCUUUCUAAUUUUCUUUGUUUUUUUUAUUGUCUAAACAAAGUGUGAAUUCCCCGUUCUUAAUUAAACAACACAGCAGUCUAUUUAUUAUUUCAAUGACAGUUAUGCAUACAUACAUACAUACAUACAUACAUAUAUAAUGAUUAUUUAUUGAAAUUGGAAAUUUAUAGGUAUCGUUUCUAGUGUACUUUUUAUGAAUGAAAUAACACGCUCGCACACAUGCAUACACACACACACGUUCAUAUAAUUCAAGCCUUUUUCUCUGCAUGGGAUUGUUAGUGUGUGUGUGUGUGCGAUUGUGAGUGUGACACAAUUUACAUAUUUAUUCACAUAAUAAAUAAAUAAAUACAAUUAGAGACAUAGAUUUACUCAAUCAUUUCAUAUUAGUAAUUUUCCAUUUAUUAUCUCUUUAUGUAUUUAUGGUAGUGUGUUGUACAAAAAAAACGAUUCUGUGUUCUUGUAUUGUAUAUUGUAUACUUUUAUUUUUGUUGAGGAAGAAAAAAGAAAUUCAAAAUAACGCUUAUUAUUUAUUUAAGUCAUUAUGUAACAAUUUGUAUUGUGUAUUAUUAACUCUAUUCGAACUAAUAAUGAAAUGGAAUGAUAAUUGUGCCUAAGCUUUAAUGCUUUGAAUUUUUUUUUCUAUUGCCGUCUUUUCUAUUCAUUUAAGCAUUUCAUUGAAUUAAUGUUCAUUCAAAUUAUUUACAUAUACAAAUAUGCAGAAUUUCGGUACUGAUCUCCUAGUCCCCCAAUAUGGAAUAUGUGUGUAUACACAUGAUUUGCUUUUAUUUACUCCGUACAUGCUGCAUAAACACAAAGAAGAAAAACUAUGUUAUGUUAUUCUAUUAGAAUAAUGUAACCCGAUUACUUUGUUGUAUAGUUAUAAAGAAAUAAAUCAUAUAUACAUAUAUAUUAUCAAAUCUGUGUUAUCUCCUA
Molecule: messenger RNA, 4573 nt
Organism: Schistosoma turkestanicum
Lineage: Eukaryota; Metazoa; Platyhelminthes; Trematoda; Strigeidida; Schistosomatidae
Source: the annotation of a GenBank genome assembly